AUGAGAGGUCAUCUCGAUCACACACGAUUUUCCGGAUUAUUCUGGAGUCGAAAGAUGCCAAUCAGAAAGAUGGACCUGUACAUAUGCUACCUUAACUCAAUGGACUUAGCUGGAAAUGUGAUAAGGCCAACUAAGCGAGGGGAAGGAGUUUAUCAGUUAUCGCGAUCGAAAUUGACUAGACUGCUCUCACAGGCUCUUGGCAGUAAUGCCAAUCAUUGA
Acanthoscelides obtectus is the source of this 219-nucleotide messenger RNA. Lineage: Eukaryota; Metazoa; Arthropoda; Insecta; Coleoptera; Chrysomelidae. The record is from the annotation of a GenBank genome assembly.